Messenger RNA from Closterium sp. NIES-65, 3471 nucleotides. The record is from the annotation of a GenBank genome assembly. Lineage: Eukaryota; Viridiplantae; Streptophyta; Zygnematophyceae; Desmidiales; Closteriaceae.
AUGACAUGCAGCUUUUCCUACAGUGCGAUAGGGCAGACGGUCUCUCCCUCUUUGACCUCACCUCUGGCUCCUCUCCUGCCCCUUCUGCUGGAUGCUGACCCCACUGUUCGCUCCCAGUGGGCCACGCGCGAUGCUGCUGCACGUCUUGCUCGGGAGACGCCGCUCUGGUCAAGGGCAAGGGGGGGCAAGGGCGCGGGUGGAGCUAGCGGGGGUGGGGAGGUGGCGGUGGAGGCGGCGGAGGGAGUGGGGGUGGCGGUGGGAGUGGUGGCGGGGGUGGAGGUGGCGGUGGCAGCAGUGGAGGCGGAGGCGGCGGCGGCGGUAGCGGUGGGAGCGGAGGCGGCGGUGGUGGCGGAGGUGGAGGCGUUGGUGGUGGAGGAGGUGGAGCUGGUCGGGGUGGUGCUUCGCAGCGGAGCGGCUCCGGUGGUGCGUCAGCUUGGUGGGGGUUUUGGCCCGUGCACCUACGUCCUUCGCUCCGGCGACCGCGCGGGUGAGCAGUCUGGGGGUGCCCACCCCACCCAGCGCUGCUUUGGCCGCCUUACGGACGCUUGGCGUCAGCAGUUCCCGGAGGCUAGUGAGAUCCCCCGCUGGGGAGAGCUGUCUAGGGCAGGCGUAGCUAUCUAUGAUCUUGACUUUGAUGCUAUCCUUGCUGCCAUGUAUGCUGCGACUAUUAGUGAUGAGGGUGACUGUUACCGGUGUUUCCCGCCCGACCCGGGCAUUGCUACUGCUGCUCUAGGUGCUGGUGAGGCUGCUGCUCUAGGUGCCAGUGCGUCUGCGCCCUCAGGUGCUGGUGAGUCUGCGCUCUCAGACCCCUCUGGGGGUCCUGUCCUCUCUCGCUUCUCCACUGUCCUCUUGUGUCCGACUGCCCCCUCUGGCACCUUGUCUGGUCUUUACCUCCCCUCGUUCUCUACGAACUUGGUGAGUGGUGCUGACCUGCAGGAUACGGGGGUUCACCAGUUUACUCCUGCGAGUCAGCGGGUGACCCACUGCUUCGACGCUCGCACAGGCCGGCACCUGGCCACGUUUACGCGUCGGCCGGGGUCGAGCCUCUACAGCCUGACCACUGGGUCUCCUCCUGUCCCUGCGUCUAGCCAGGUAGCUGCAUCGGGUCAGGUGUUUGCUGCAGCGUCCAGGUCUGGUCUGAGUCUGCCCCCUGCUCGUGUCGCCUCCUGUCUCACGAGACUCUCAUGUGGCACCACCGUCUUGGUCACCCCUCCCUGCCUCGUCUCCGAGGCAUGGCUUCCCGUGCCCUUGUCUCUGGUCCCCCCCGGUCCCUCCUCCCCUCCUCCAGGGCCUGGUCCUUCCUGUGUUCCCUGUGUCGAGGGGCGGCUCCGGGCUGCCCCUCACUCCUCUCAGUUUCCCCCGACAGAGGCCCCGCUGCAGACGCUUCACAUGGACGUGUGGGGCCCCGCCCGCGUCCGUGGACAGGGGCACGAGCGCUACUUCCUGCUGGUGGUUGACGACAACUCGCGUUACACCUCAGUCUUCCCCUUGCGCAGCAAGGGUGAUGUCACUGAGGUGUUGAUCGACUGGAUCCGCGCAGCUCGUCUCCAGCUCAGGAGGAGCUUCGGCUCGGACUUUCCUGUUCUGCGUUUGCACUCUGACCGAGGCGGAGAGUUCUCCUCUGGCCUUCUGCGAGCCUACCUGCCUGUGCGCGAGGCAUCCGCCAGACCUUUACGCUUCCGGACUCUCCACAGCAAAAUGGGAUUGCUGAGCGCCGCAUUGGCAUGCUCUGCUGUGGACGGGGAAGGUAGGCGAUGCGUCCUGCGUUCCGUGUCUGGGAUCUCGGGCGUUUGUCCGCGACUUGUCUGCGGACAAAAUGUCCCCCGUGUUGCUCUUGAGUCUUCCUUGGCUUCCCCCCUGACGCCACCAGGGUGGCAGUUCUACCACCCCUCCUCUCGUCGUGUUCUGUCCUCCCAGGACGUCACGUUUGACGAGUCGGUCCCCUACUAUCGUCUCUUCCCCUACCGCACUCCUUCCCUCCCCCCGCCGCCCGCACUUCCUUGUGCCAGGUCCCCCCCAGGUAGACCCCCUCCCCCCUCAGGGUCCUGCCCCUUCAGGUGUGUCCUAGCCUGGGGGGUGCUGCGUCUGGAGCUGCUGAGCUUGGGGGUACUGAGUUUGGAGCCGCUGAGCCUGGGGGGUGCGGUGCACGCGGCCGCUGGACCUGCUCGUGUGGCGUCUGGCGGUGCUGGGCCUGGUGGUUCUCCGGGUGCUUCGUCUCGGCGGGAGCCACUCUCUCCACAGGAGCUGCGCGAGUGGUUUGCCCCGCGGCGCUGGAGGCGUAUUGCUGGAGCUGGUGCUUCUUCGGCUGCUGAGGGUGCUGGUGCCGCCGGUCUCGGAGGUGCUAGCCCUGGGAGUGCUGGAGCUGCUGGGCCUGCGAGUGCGACUGGAGUCGGAGCUGCUGAGGGUGUUGGCGCUGAGGCUACUGCUGUCAGUCCUAGCGGCGGUCCUGCUGCUGGUGCUGCUGGAGGUACUAGAGCUGGAGGUGCUGUUGGCGUUGGUGCUGCCACUAGGGGUGCUGGUUUUGUCCCUGCUGUGUCUGGAGUCGCCGCGCGGCCUCGGCCGUACUUUGUUCCGCUCCUUCAGCAGGUUUCUUGGUCUUCCUCCUCCCUUAGAGUGUCCACCGCCUGUCCAGUCACAGUCACAGUUACCGCCGCUCUCCCCACUGCCUGCUCCUUCUCCCUACACUGGUCCUACUGGAGGUCUUGCCUGAGCGUCGUGAGCCUGCGUCUCGUCCUGCGUCGCCGGUUCGUGCUGCUCGCGCUAGUGGUCGCGGUUCGCUGUCAGCGUCCUCCUCCUGUCCCUGGCACGCACCGGAUGUCUCUGCAUCCGUCCACUGCUCCUCUGCGUGCCCCUUUGCCUUCUCCUCCUGAGUCCUCUCUUCCUGCCCUUGCCGACCCGGAGUCGGACUCCCUUCGUGCUGCCAGUCCUACUGUCACGCGUCUCCUUGCUACUGUCGUCACUGACCCCUCUUUUGAGUCCACUGCUGCGUCUGCUCUUGUUGCUAAGCUCGUCGACUUUGCUGCUCGCUGUCGUCUAGACUAUGCUGCUAGUCUCGUUGCUCAGCAGGAGGAGUUCCAGUGUCUGGCUGCCGCUUCACCUCAUCUCGUGUCCGUACUGCUUACCCCUGAGGGAGACCCGGAUGCACUUGACAUCCCGACUCCGCGCUCCUACGCGGAGGCCGUAGAGGGUCCCUACUCCUCUCAGUGGCAGGCAGCUAUGGAUGCAGAGAUGGCUUCCUGGAAGUCCACAGGCACCUACGUUGACGCGGUUCCCCCACCUGGGGCUAACAUCGUCAGUGGCAUGUGGAUCUUCAGGGUGAAGCGGCCGCCGGGCUCUCCGCCUGUCUUCAAGGCGCGGUACGUGGCUCGUGGCUUCAGUCAGCGGCAGGGAGUUGACUACUUUCAGACCUUCUCUCCCACCCCGAAGAUGACCACUCUUCGGGUUACUGCUACACAUAGCCGCUCAGCGUGA